Molecule: messenger RNA, 3387 nt
Organism: Colletotrichum karsti
Lineage: Eukaryota; Fungi; Ascomycota; Sordariomycetes; Glomerellales; Glomerellaceae
Product: calcium permease family membrane transporter
Exons: 4
Coding region: 1-3387 (1128 amino acids)
Biological process (GO): intracellular calcium ion homeostasis; calcium ion transmembrane transport
Cellular component (GO): membrane; endomembrane system
Molecular function (GO): calcium:proton antiporter activity
Source: RefSeq, a predicted model, not a curated record
AUGGAUCCCUCCACUGGGCCCGACACGCCCGCCCAUUCGUCUCGCGAUACCUCGACAACCGCAUCGCCCACCGACACUCGUCACCAGCCUUCAAGGUUCGAAUCGUACCAGGUCUCACGCGACGACGGCCUGUCCGAAAGCUUCCAGUCUUUCCAGUCCACCGACACGGUGCGGAGGCGCCCAGAGGCUGGUUACGUUGCCGACUCGCCCAAGCCCAAGAAAAACAUACCCCAGCUGACAUCCACUCCGCGCGCCACAUCUCCCAUGAUGGGUUCCGAACGCCCCAAGGCCGCCAACCGUCCGCGGAAGCCCCCAAUUUCCCGUCGACCAUCAACAAACCCUUCCGCGCCCCAUCGUGGCGAGAUCUUCUCCGUCGACGACGACAUCUUCGAGGUCGAGGCCGAUGCUGUUGGCCGUCAAGAGCAACAACGAGGUUUCAGCACGCGCCGCAGACCCCAGCUAGCCACUACCCUUUCUCGCGUCCAGUCGUCUAGGAGCGAACACGGCGAUGACGACGAUGACGGUCCCCGAACCCCGAGAGCUGAGGAUAACGCACCCGAGCGCUCCGAGCACGAACCGUCGGUGAACCAAGACGAGGAUGAAGAAGCAGAGGACGACGAUGACGGCGACGUGAGCGACGCCGAGAGCUUCACGCUCAAAGAUCGCCAGCAAGCCAUCAACGAAACACAUCCUUUUGGUAUUAGGUUAUGGAAGCCGGCUUUGUACAAGAAGGAUCGUUCCGUGCAGAAGAACGCAGAGGGCGACAUCCACUCGUCCCCGGGCGGAAGAGUCAACAACUGGCUCCUCUUCUUCAACCUGCUCUGGACGUUGCUUUUCGGCUGGUGGAUGGCGACGUUCGCAGCUCUCGGCGCGCUCAUUUGCUUCUUGUUUGCGGCGACUGUUAGUGGCAGAGAGUACGGCAGAGUUCUUUGGGGACUCGCAAGCUAUCUCUUCUACCCCUUCGGCAAGUAUGUGCGCUUGGAGCAAGACGAGGCCUAUUUGGACGAGGACCAAGGCGAAGGACGAAGCAUAUCCGAGUACGAGCAAUGGCAGAGUGGCGACCUCGAGUACGGCCGUCUGUUCUUUGGCCCGGACAGUGCGGACCAGAACCGCUCAAUUGUCGGCCGCUCGCGGCGAAGCAUCGACUCGGAGCCUAGUGAGACGGACAGCCUCUUGGGCCGGACCAGGCGCAGCGAGCGGAGUGAGACACCCCCGAGACUCAAGCGCCGGUUGUUCGGACGUGGCCAGUGGAACAUCGGACGCAUCGUUUUCUUCCUGUUCUUCUACCUCUUGCUGUCGCCAUCUCUGAUCUUGGUCUCUCUCAUCUGCUGGUUUUUGGUUUUCACCAUUCCCAUGGGCAAAGUCACCAUGUUGCUCUUCGACCACCUCCGACGACACCCGCUUGCUCUCUCGUUCGAGUCCGACAUCACUCUCGCACGGACGGCCGAUGCGCCUCACUCAUCUAUUCUGCUUUGCACCUACCGGGCAGUCGGCACCAAGUACUGGAAGUACACUAUUGACGGAACCAAUGUCUUCCUGAUCAACCUCAUGGGCGUCGUGUUCUUCGUCAUUAUUGACUGGAUUGUCUUGGACCGGGUUCUCGGCUUGCACAUCUUCAUCACCUCGCCAGCUUUUCUCUUCAUAGCUGGCCUGUUCUCCAUCAUCCCGCUCGCCUACUUCAUCGGCCAAGCUGUUGCCUCGAUCUCGGCACAGUCGUCAAUGGGAGUUGGUGCUGCCAUCAACGCCUUCUUCUCCACCAUUGUCGAAGUCUUCUUGUACUGCGUUGCCCUUAGCCAGGGCAAGGGCCAGCUCGUGGAGGGCAGCAUUGUGGGAAGUAUCUUUGCCGGCAUUCUCUUCCUCCCUGGUUUGUCCAUGUGUUUCGGAGCUAUUAAGCGCAAGACACAGCGGUUCAAUGCCAGGUCUGCCGGUGUCACUUCGACGAUGCUUCUGUUCGCCGUCAUUGGCGCUUUCGGCCCGACGCUGUUCUACCAGAUUUACGGCACCCAUGAGCUUAACUGCCUAGACUGCGUUAACCACAGCGGUGUGGGCGACGGUCUUUCGCCUGUCGGGGAUGGUCGUGACUGCCGCCGCUGCUUCUUCUCUCAAACCCCGACUCUCGACGACCGCUUUUAUCUCCAGGCUGUUCGACCGUUCUGCUACUUCUGCGCUACGCUUCUCUUCCUUUCGUACAUUGUUGGACUCUGGUUCACUUUGCGCACUCACGCUGCCGUGAUUUGGAACUCUGAGAUGGACGAGAAGAAGCACGAAGAGCACGCCCACGCCCAGUCUAUCGCAAGGCAAUCAGGACCUCACUCUUUCGCCGAAACCAGUGGCGCCUCUAUCGAUGUUCGCGACUCUCACUUGUACAAGCGAAUUCUUGGUCAGUCCCUGAAGCAGGUUGGACUGAACCCCAAGGGUGAUGAUUCUUCUCGUCAAGGCUCAGUUACUGGCUUGGGACUUGCGCCAGGCAACGGCAGCGUCAAUAUUCCCCAUGUCGUACCCCCGAAGUCUAGCGACAGCGACCCUGUUCGUUCUGUCGUUCACAUUCCCGGAUUUUCAGAGGCGGAGAACAACGCACUGGUCCGCGAGGUUGCCGAGAUGGCCGCCACAGCUGCCACGCUUGCUGCUCGGGAGCGAAUGCCACGCAGAAUCUCAGCCCAACCCGGAACUUCAACCGCGCCGACUCCACGACCCCCUGCUUUGAGAACUGCAACCUAUCCCGAGACCGAGGAUCACGCCGCUGCAAGUGUCGCCCAAGUUCCCCACGGUGGACACGAUGCGCCCAACUGGAGCCGAGGCAAGAGUGCCUUCAUUCUCAUGGGUGCUACGGUUCUCUAUGCCAUCAUCGCUGAGAUUCUGGUCGAUACUGUAGAUGUCGUCCUCGACAGCUUCGUUAUCGAUGAGAAGUUCCUUGGUAUCACACUUUUCGCUCUGGUUCCCAACACGACGGAAUUUUUGAACGCCAUUUCGUUCGCAAUGAACGGCAAUAUUGCAUUGUCCAUGGAGAUUGGUUCAGCUUACGCGCUCCAAGUCUGUCUGCUGCAAGUUCCCGCUCUUGUGCUUUACUCUGCAUUCUGGGGCAAUGCCAACGGUGUCGAAGACGUGGGCAACCACAGCUUCUCGUUGCUGUUCCCUCAGUGGGACAUGGUUACUGUUAUUCUUUGCGUCUUCCUGCUCAGCUACAUGUACGGAGAAGGAAAGAGCAACUACUUCAAAGGCAGCAUUCUCUUGUUGAGCUACCUCGUAGUUGUCGUCGGCUACUACUUGUCUGGAUACACGGAAGAUAUCAUGAGCGCGAGCCGCUUUGACAUCAUGGGUGCUGACGGGCAAUACUCGUCUUUCAAGACCAUUGGUCGGAAGCGCAGUGGCGUUGCCUUCCAAGUAUAA